AUGUGCUUCUUUUUCUUAUCAAAGGAGCACAAGCAUAGAUUGCAGUGUUAUUACACUGAACCAGUUUUCUUAAGUGACAUAUUUGACAUACCACGGUAUCGGAAGUCCAGCAAGUAUCUUCAGCCAAACCGCUGGCUCCAAAGUUGGUGGAGAAGGGAAAUCCAAGCUCUGAUGCAGGAGGAAGAUGUUGACAUCGUCAUGCACCACAUACAUGGCGUGAUUAAUUCAUCCCUGACGAGGGAUGAACAAAAAGGUCGAACGACGGCACCUGAAGAAAAACAAAGAGAAUUUCAAGAAUCAACCUGUGAUGCAGCAGGGCCUUUCCUGGCAGCAAGAACCAAUCGGUUUGUAAACGAGGUGGAACUAUUUCUUGCUUCGGGUUUGAAAAUUGAAGCAUACGAUGCUGUGUGCAUGCAACGCUUAGGUUGGAGUGCUCCGGGAGUAACUACAAAGCCAGCAGAGGUGGAACUCGCCGAGCACAGACCUGUGAUCCCUUAUUUGUACAUAUUUUUUUAUUACGACCGCAGCGAAUGA
Messenger RNA from Malus domestica (apple), 534 nucleotides. RefSeq lists its product as uncharacterized. Lineage: Eukaryota; Viridiplantae; Streptophyta; Magnoliopsida; Rosales; Rosaceae. The record is from RefSeq and is a predicted model, not a curated record.